AUGGUCGACUUGCGACCGGUUGUCGACGCGCCGGACGUCGCGCCGCCUGCGCUGCCCCUCCGCCCCACCAGCGCACGAGAAGACGAAAAAGAAGAAGACGACGACGACGACGACGACGACGAGGCCGAGUGCCGCGUCUGCCGCAGCGAGGCCGAGCCCCAGCGCCGGCUCUUUGCGCCCUGCAAGUGCAGCGGCAGCAUCCGCUUCACCCACUCGGACUGCCUCGAGCAGUGGCUCGCGCACUCGGGCAAGAGCUUCUGCGAGCUCUGCGGUCACGAGUUCACGUUCACGCCGCUCUACGACGUGGACGCGCCGGACGUGUUGCCCUGGACAGAGCUGCUGGCCACGGGCCUGCGCGUGGUGCUGCUCAAGUGGCUGCCGUUCGCCCUACGGGCCGCGCUCGUGCUUGUGCUGUGGCUCGCAGCUACGCCGUGGUGCACGAGCUGGCUCUACCGCAUGUGGCUCCUGCGGGCGUCGGCCAUGGUGAACGUCAGCUUUGCCGAGCGCUUUGACGCGCCGCACGUGGUCGCCGACGUGUUCUCGGGGCUGAUCUUGAUCGUGUGCAUUGUGUUUUCGUUCCUGGCGCUCAUGUCGUUUGCUGACUUUCUGCGGUUCCACUUGGACCACAUUGAAGAAGAAAUGGCAGCAGAUGACGUGCUGCAGCAGCAGCAGCAGCGCCAUCUUGUCCGGCGUGAUGGACGACUGGACGUCCGACGUGCGCCGCUUGGAGGAGGUGUGGUACUGGACGAUGUCAUGGAGAAUGAACGAGAAGCAGAGCUGAGACGUGGACGUCCAGUGGCUGAGGGCGCCAGGAGGCUGGACCGUGUGGACGAGAACGUUGGUUCGGGUGACGAAUCGUCCGACGAAGAGGAGUGGGCUGGUCCGAAUCGAGACGACCGCGGUGCAGAUGCUUUUGUCCAGCCCCGUGAGCUUGGACACGUGCCUCCUGCUGAAGAUGUUGAUCCGGUGCUGGAGCCGCAGCAUGAGCUUCGGCAGCGUCGACCGCUGCGUGACGCGCCGGAUGUGGAACACGAGCGAGGACUUGGUGGAGCUCCCGGAGCUGUCCCUGGAGUCGCACCGAACCGCGUGCAUCCACAAUUACCAAACGCAAACGAGCGUGAGUGGGAAGAUGACUUUGAGCACAUGGAGAUCAACAUUGCAAUGGACGAGCUUCUUGGCCUACGUGGAGACUUUAUUGUAUUGUUUCGCAAUGUGUCGUGGCUGCUGGCAUUCAACGGUGCUUACCUCGGCCUGUUCGCGUUCAUCCCGUAUACGCUGGGUAGUACUUUGCUGUCCGCCGGUGCCAGAAUCGUUACGUCGCUACCAGUUGCCCCAGCUGCGUUUGUCACUUUCACUACACUGGAAUCAGCUGCUGAUAAGGAUCUGUCGGUUGGUGCUUUUCUCGUGAAGACACUACUGCAAUCGAUUGAGACGGCCAAGCUAGAAGGCGACUGCUUGCAGCUUGUGGAUCUGUGCACUUGUACGAUGGGCUAUUUGUCUAUUUGCUUGACGAUCGUGCUAUGGAGAUUUAUGGUGAGGACUGCUUCGUCCUACAUCCAUCGUCCUCUCAUGGACGGUCUGCUAUGGGCUUUGCGCUGUUUGACGGCAAUUGUGAAGGUGUCGACAUUGUUGUUGCUGAAGAUGGUGAUCCUGCCGAUCAUACUGGGUGUCUGUAUCGACUUUGCGACGCUUCACUUGUUCGCGGUGUCUGCGCAAGACCGCAUUGCGUUUUGCAUGCAGAAUAUGAUCUGCUCGUUGAUGGUGCACUGGGUGCUGGGCAUCACAUUUAUGCUUUGUGUAACUGUGUCGGUCUUGCAAUUGCGAGAAGUGGCCCACCCAGACAUUCUGGCCAAGGUUAUUCGGCCACAGGAAGACCACCCGGACCUUCUGCGUACGCUUCUGAGUGAGCGGUGCGUCAAGCACGCUCGCCGUAUGAUUCUGUCGCUCGUCAUCUAUGCCGUGCUACUGCUGGUCCUCGUGCACGCUCCUGUCCGUAUUGCAAGCGGUCUCGUGCCCUCGUUCUUCCCGCUGACGCUUCGCUUUCAGCACUUUAGCCCGGAAAUUCAAGUGCCGCUGGAGCUGUUUGUAGCUCACGUAGUUGUGCUGAGCGUGUUGGAGCACGCAAAGAACGCCGUUGGCAAGUUCCAACAUCUCGGAAUUGUGUUUGCAAGCAAGAGGUUGGGUCUGGUGGAGUAUCUGCUGCCACAAACUGAGUUGGAGUUUGUCGCAAACGGCCAGCGUGAGUCAAAGGUCGUGGUUCUGCCACCACCGCCUCUUCACUUCCACCCGCGCGCACAACUGCCUCCUGAACAACUGCGUGUCGAUGGUCAUCGAUACUUGCCGUGGCCCGAGGAUGGGUUGGAUGAUUCGCAACCCGUCGAGUAUCCGCUGCUUCCGAGAGCGAGGCCAUCUUGUCUUUGGGUUCGACUCGCUGGAUUGGCAUUGUUUAUGUGGGCAGUUUGCGUCAUCGUGAUUGGAACGUUUUUGUUUGGAUCACUCUACAUUGGGCGGGUUUGCAUGGGUCCGUUUGAGCGUGUGACUGGUAUCAGCCAUGACCCGCUCGUGAUGGCAGCGGGUGUGCAAAUAGUCUGGUAUAUUGUAAAGAGCGUUCAUACGCUGAACAUUCUGAUGCUUCCGGAAGACCGCGUGGAUCAGUCUUUGGUCCGACGCGGGUACUCCGUCCGUAACAUGACGCCCGCAAACGCUGUGAUUUGUGCCGUGGGCUGGUCGUUUGUAUGUCCACUUCUCCUGGGCGAGUUAAUGUCUUUGUGCGUUGCGAGCGCAAACGCUACAACUGUGGAAAGUCUGUUGACGGGCUAUUUGGUGCUCAACCUGCUUGCGUGGCUGGUUUGCUGCUUUCGAACGAAGCGCAUCAAUGGACGCCGACUGGAGCGCCAAGCAGCCCUAGACGAGCUCGUACCAGGCGAAGAUGGAUUCCUGGACGUAGACGAAGAGAACGAGCUGUUUGAAGACGAGUUGAAUGACGACGAGUUGGAAGAAGAAGAGAGAUUGAUGCAUGAGGAGGGCGCUGCUAUGGCCGGUGCCGCUGCUGCUGAAUCGGUGGGCUUCAUUACUGCUUUACGAAAGUCUUAUCGUCAACUCCUGUUCAACGUGACAGUCCACGAAAGUGAAGCGAUGCGGCUUCGUCAAGAUAACAUUCGGGAGAAGUGUUUCGACGUGGUAUAUUUUCAGAAGAAAGUAUUGUUGCCCAUGGUGGCGUUCCUAGUUGGAAUGCUAGUGCUGCCGUGGCUGUUGUCCUCGGUAGUUUUGCUGGUCGUGUCCUCUGAGAGAGCCAGCUACGAGAAAACAGCAUUUGCCACGUGCGCGUUCUGGGUCGGCGCGGUGUUUGUGCUGGUCCGCUUGCACUCGCACGUCGCCCAAUGGCUGUCAGACCUGAGCGAGUCGAUUCGCAAUGAGCGCUAUUUGAUCGGCCGCCAGCUGCAGGACAUGGUCCGUUAG
Molecule: messenger RNA, 3459 nt
Organism: Hyaloperonospora brassicae
Lineage: Eukaryota; Oomycota; Peronosporomycetes; Peronosporales; Peronosporaceae
Source: the annotation of a GenBank genome assembly